Molecule: messenger RNA, 678 nt
Organism: Pocillopora meandrina
Lineage: Eukaryota; Metazoa; Cnidaria; Anthozoa; Scleractinia; Pocilloporidae
Source: the annotation of a GenBank genome assembly
AUGACGGCGGUCCUGCAAGGUCUUCAGACGACGCUAGCACACCUCGCCAAGAACUCGGAACUGCAAACAGAAGCCAUUCAGAAUUUGAAGGAGGAGUUUCUUCUCUGCUCUGGGGACGAAAAUACUGAAGAUACAUCUGCGAUGGAUGAUAAUACAAGUGAUAAUGUGCUAGAUAUAGUGGCCACUCUCAACAAUGUGCUCGACUCAAGCAACCACAGCAAGACGGCCUCUGUGAAGAGCCCUGAAUCAGGGUCUCAGAGCGCAUUGGUAGACAGCCUGACCCAGGCGUUAACCACAUCUAAAGUCACAUCCCCUGCAAUUGAAGGCAAAAUUGCCGAAUUAAUCGAUAAUAUGCUUAUUGGGGAAUUAUCGGCCGAAACGGUCAAGGAAAGAGUGGAGAAACAUCCACCGCCAGAAAACUGCAAAUUCCAGGCCGUGACAAUGGUGAACGAAGAAAUCUGGGACUUGUUGCCCAGAAAAAGCCGAACUGUGGAUUUGGCUUUCCAACGGGUUCAGGAACCCUUGUUACAAGGAAUAUCGGCCCUGACCAAAUUGGUGGGCAAAUUGGUGAAAGACAUCAAUGAUGGCAAAACACUAGAUACUCGGCAUGUGCUAGAUCAUGUGAUGGAUAGUGUCGCAAUGCUAGGAAACACAAAUUGGAAUCUCAACAUGAAGUGA